This is a messenger RNA of Arachis stenosperma, 1119 nucleotides long. RefSeq lists its product as uncharacterized. The transcript has 2 exons. The coding region runs from base 1 to 1119 and encodes 372 amino acids. The record is from RefSeq and is a predicted model, not a curated record. NCBI's taxonomy places the organism in Eukaryota, Viridiplantae, Streptophyta, Magnoliopsida, Fabales, Fabaceae.
AUGGAGACUAGAUGUAGUGGUGAUAAUGCAAAAAAGGCUAUUAGAAGUUUUGGGUUUAAUUUUUAUCAUAUAGAAGAGGCUCAGGGAUAUAGCGGAGGUAUUUGGAUUAUGUGGAAAGAUCCGGAUUUGGACAUAAGAGUUGUCCAAUCCAAAAUGCAAUUUGUUCACAUGAUUAUGAAAAAUGGCUCUAACGAAUCUUGGGCUCUAACGGCUGUGUAUGCUAGCCCUCAAGAAUCAAGGAGAAAGGAGUUAUGGGUAGAGUUGAAGAGGAUAAGUGUUACCUUAACUGGAGGGUGGCUAGUAGUAGGAGACUUUAAUGAUAUUGCUCACCCAACAGAGAAGCAAGGAGGUAGUAGAGUUGACUUGGGUGCAAGAUCUAAGAGUUGGAUAGAAGGUUGUUCACUCAUUGAUUUAGGAGCAGUAGGAGCCAGAUUCACUUGGAGAGGCCCCCAAGUUAAUGUGUUAGCCAGAACAAAUUCUAAUCAUCACCCGUUGCUGAUCAAUACAAAGCCUCAAGCUAAUACAAGAAUAGAAAAGCCUUUUCGCUAUGAAGCCAUGUGGAGUAUGCACCCUGGACAUAAGGAAUUCAUAAAACAGGCUUGGGACAGCAACCAACCACUGACAAUAGUGCUUAAUGAGACAACGAGGCAACUGAUAAAGUGGAAUAAAGAUGUGUUUGGACAUGUUGGAAGGCAGAAGAGAAGAAUUAUUAACAGGAUUGAGGGCAUACAAAGAGCUUCUAGCUAUGGGAAAAAUCCAUUCUUAAAAAAACUAGAGGCGAAGUUAAAUGAAGAAUUAGAAGACAUUUUAGACAAAGAUGAAGUUUUGUGGAUGCAGAAGUCUAGAGAUCUUUGGGUGGUGGAUGAAGACUACAAUACCCAAUACUACCACACUAGAACAGUUAUUAGGAGAAGAAGGAAUAAGAUCUUGAAAUUGAAAGACCAACAAAGAGAUUGGAUCGAAAAAGAUGAAGAUUUGAAAAGACAUGCCAUUGAGUUCUUUAAAUGCUUAUAUGAGGAAGAAAAUGAAACUGGCAGUGGCCUUGUGACCCGAAGCCAAUAUCCUCCUUUGGAACCUAGCAUCAAAAAGCAGAUUUACAGGAAAAUCAGGGAAGAAUGA